Molecule: messenger RNA, 832 nt
Organism: Haliotis rufescens (red abalone)
Lineage: Eukaryota; Metazoa; Mollusca; Gastropoda; Lepetellida; Haliotidae
Product: D-dopachrome decarboxylase-B-like
Exons: 4
Coding region: 256-597 (113 amino acids)
Molecular function (GO): phenylpyruvate tautomerase activity
Source: RefSeq, a predicted model, not a curated record
CAAACAAGCAGCUUAUCUAUCACAUUCGGCCUUGACCUUGUUCAGAGGGGAGGUCAGAUACAUAAUAGUUACGACUAUCGUGAAGGUCUAUGAGUUAUUCCUGUCAUAUCGACAGCAGUGUUCUGAGUGGACGACUGGGUGUUCCUGUUCAAUCUCUACUGGCAGUAAGACUACCUGGGAAUAGCAACUCCGGCCGUCCAACCAAGAGACAGCAAGUGACAAACCUUCUCCGUCUGCCAGUCGCCCUGUCCCGCCAUGCCGCUGUGUCUGUUAUACACCAACCUGAAGGACACCGAGGUCCCUGGUGAUCUGGAGGUCACUUUAGCGGAGACAAUUGCCAAGGCGCUUGGGAAACCUAUGCAGAAAAUGAACGUAACGAUACAGAGUGGACUGCGCAUGUACCGCCUGGAGAGCACAGCCCCGACCUGCUUCCUUCAGAUCCACUCAAUAGACGUGUUUGACAAAGAGAGGAACCCAACCUACACUCAGCCUAUCAUAGACGUCCUCAAGAAUGCCUUGAACAUCGACGGAAACAGAAUUGUUAUCCAGUACCUGCCAAUCCAUCUUCAUGACGUGGGGCUGGAGAAGCCGUCGUAAGGCGUUGCAGCGUCACCACCACGUCGUGCGUUACCAUGGACGUCACGUCAAGGUCAAGGUCAAGGAGCCAUGAACGACGUGUGUGGACAUGGCCUAUGUAUAAAUGACAUAACGGACAUGUUGCUCCGACAUAACAGUACACAACAGUACACAACUGUCUGUUUUUGUAGCCGUGGUUGUAUGUAAUAAACGCUGCCGUGAAACAGACCAUGUGCACUUCAUAUUUGCAGUGUUA